Messenger RNA from Cloeon dipterum, 1721 nucleotides. RefSeq lists its product as uncharacterized. The record is from RefSeq and is a predicted model, not a curated record. Lineage: Eukaryota; Metazoa; Arthropoda; Insecta; Ephemeroptera; Baetidae. Gene Ontology annotation, biological process: SCF-dependent proteasomal ubiquitin-dependent protein catabolic process. Gene Ontology annotation, cellular component: SCF ubiquitin ligase complex. The transcript is spliced from 5 exons. The coding region runs from base 1 to 1665 and encodes 554 amino acids.
AUGGCUGCCGUGCAAGUGAAUGUGCCUGCCCUUCUUGAAGUGUUGAGGAAAAGGAGGACUGAAAUUCAGGUUAAGAGCUUGAAAGAGCUUCUUAUCAAGUAUGUCGCGGAUUGCAUCCCUCGCUCCGAUGAUCUUACUCACGGAACGAUUAAAUUGGAAAAUUUGCCUCUUACCAUUCGUAAAGAAGUGCUGGAUCAGUUGAUGGGAAUGCGGCAUAAAGGCGAUGUCGACCACCACUUCCAGAAACGCAUCGAUAGGGUAAUUGAGGCCUACGCUCAGCUGAUCAGCCCGGAUACUAAAAAAAUCGAUUUGAGUGGAUUGAUUUCCUGGUGCUCUCAGGAAAAUGUCUCCAAAAACAUCACGAAGGCUCUGGAGGUGAUUUCGGCCAAAGCCGUUUGUUUGGAGCACCUGGAUCUCAGCUUUCCAGAGUACACGACAUUUGAUCGGAUUCAAAAUUCAUUCUUGGACGACAAUUCGAUUAGAGCAAUUCUCGGAAUGGAAAACCUGAAGAUUAUUCGGUUUUCGCUGGUCGAAUACAUUCCCUUGAAGCGUAUUUGCAAGAAUUUGCAAAAAUUGCAAUACGUAGAGUGCGAAUUUCUUCAAUUUUCUGGCGUUGAAGACAUCGAAGCCGACAUCGAGGACUUGAAAUUGAGCUUUUCUCGACUGAGAGUGUUCUUGUAUGGUGGUUUCAAACACUCAUUUGCGCAACUGUUGAUUCAGCACCUACCAAAUUUAUACAUGGUCCGAGAUUUCGAUGACAUCUUGCAUUUCAAUUCUACGUUCGAAGAACUGCCGAUUCCAGCAGAGACGUCUGAGCUGCGCGUUAUGUACACCGCUCCAACAACAAUCGACCUGCCAGCCAAAUUUCCCAACGUGACGCAUUUGAACGCAAAUUGUGUCGAGGUUGAGCCAGAAAACCAACACGAUUCGAUUCUGAGGUUCACAAGAAUCGAGAGUUUAGCGUUGAACAUUCAGCCGUUCCCUUCAACGCUCAACUCAUUUUUGGAUGCGUAUGGAGCCAAUCUCCACACCCUCAUGAUCAGAUCAGGUCGUACCAGUAGUCUCAAGUUUUCAUUCCAAAGGAUUUUCGACGCGUGCCCAAACCUGCAGAAGCUGACGUUGACAUGUGUGAAAAUUUCGGACGACAGGCAGCCUCUGAAGUCAUUUGCACAGCUGCGAGAACUUGAUUGGACACCAGACUCUAUUAACGACGAGUUUGUAGUGACCAACAUCCUAGCAGCGCCAAAUCUGCAGAAGUUUUCCCUCUCUUGUAAUCAUAGCGAGAUGAGUGCUCGAAAUCUUCAAAAGCUGACGUCGUUGGUGGCUGAGAAGAAGAUUUUGAGCAAACUCACCAGUCUAAGUUUGAACUUCUGUGACUGCAUCGAGCAAGAAGUAGUUGUAGAUAUCAACUACGAGUUUCUGCGAGCUCUGAGGGACUUGGUCGCUGUUUCUGCGGUGCAUCUCCCUAAUUUGAUUGAUUUCAAAUUGGGGAUGUGUUUUGAAGAAUAUUCUGAAACAAUUUGCAUACAGAGCAACCUGGAGUACGAUCUCCAUUAUGUGUUUGGGAGAAAAUUUCAGGAUUGGAUCGAAGAUGACAGCAUCGUCGAAUUCAUUCUUGCGUUUAAUGCGAGAAAACAUCCAAACCUCACUGUACAAGUGUGGUGAAACUAUUGCUCACUCACAUACCCUCGCCCAUAUUUUCCAUCGGGUGAAGCGCCUGC